This is a messenger RNA of Cheilinus undulatus (humphead wrasse), 1254 nucleotides long. It is a transcript of the gene vsx2, whose product is annotated as visual system homeobox 2. Gene Ontology annotation, cellular component: nucleus. Gene Ontology annotation, biological process: regulation of transcription by RNA polymerase II. Lineage: Eukaryota; Metazoa; Chordata; Actinopteri; Labriformes; Labridae. The transcript is spliced from 5 exons. The record is from RefSeq and is a predicted model, not a curated record. Gene Ontology annotation, molecular function: DNA-binding transcription factor activity, RNA polymerase II-specific; sequence-specific double-stranded DNA binding. The coding region runs from base 1 to 1203 and encodes 400 amino acids.
AUGACGGGCAAACAGGGCGUUGUGCUGUCUGAAAGUUUAAAUCUGUCGGAGAAAACCUCUCUUGGAGCGAAUGGAGGACCAAACAGCCACCAGCCGAAGAGCAGCGCUCCUCAUCCGCCGCCAAGGUGCACCGGCUUUGGCAUCCAGGAGAUCCUGGGGCUGAAUAAAGAGCCCUCCGCGGCCCCCAGGAAUCCGCUGGGCUCGCUGCCGGCCGGAGCGCACCUGAUCGCGGCCAGGUCUCUGCUGGGCCCUGCCGGCGUGGGUGUGGGUGUGGGGAUGGGAUUAAUCGGUCCUGGUGGGAUUCCGUCGUUUUAUAGCCAGCCAGCGUUUCUGGAAACGGUGCUGCAGGACGCACAAGAUGUUCACCUGCAGCCCCACAGCAGGUCCGCGGGCCCGAUGGAUACCCGGGAGUCCGCAAGCUCAGACUCGGAGGAUUUAUCUUCAAAUGAACGAAAACUCUGCAAGUCUUCAGUCAGUCAGAGUAAGAAACGCAAGAAGAGACGUCACAGGACCAUCUUCACCUCCUAUCAGCUGGAGGAGCUGGAGAAGGCCUUUAACGAGGCGCAUUACCCGGAUGUUUACGCUCGAGAGAUGCUGGCCAUGAAGACGGAGCUGCCUGAAGACAGGAUACAGGUGUGGUUUCAGAACCGCAGAGCCAAGUGGAGGAAAAGGGAGAAGUGCUGGGGACGCAGUACAGUGAUGGCAGAGUAUGGCCUGUAUGGAGCCAUGGUGAGGCACUCCAUCCCCCUGCCAGAGUCCAUCCUCAAGUCUGCUAAGGAUGGCAUCAUGGAGUCCUGUGCCCCCUGGCUGCUUGUCCAAGAUGGCUUACCAAUCAACAGACGCUAUUCUAAAUCUGAAUACCCGCAACUCUUUGCAGGGAUGCACAAAAAGUCGGCAGAGGCAGGAGCUGCUCCGCCCACAGGAAAAGGCGACGCCCCCCAGCAGCAGCAGCAGCCCAGCUCUCAGAGGGCGGAGGAAGCUGAGGCUGAAGAGAAGAGGUCCGAGGUGAAGUCCACCAUUUCUAAAGAGGAACUGAGGGAGAACAGCAUCGCUGCACUCAGGGCCAAAGCGCAAGAGCACAGCGCCAAAGUGCUGGGGACAGUUUGUCAGGAGAGACUGCAGGAGGGGCAACAAGAGAGACAGGCAGCUGAGGAGAAAACCUGCAACCCUCAAAGUCCAGCAGAGGAGGAGAGGAGUCCAUAGAGACUUUCUGAGGCAUGCUCAACACGUGUACGGACAAAACCAACAGGUUUA